Molecule: messenger RNA, 3719 nt
Organism: Echinops telfairi (small Madagascar hedgehog)
Lineage: Eukaryota; Metazoa; Chordata; Mammalia; Afrosoricida; Tenrecidae
Gene: CCDC136
Product: coiled-coil domain containing 136
Exons: 17
Coding region: 147-3494 (1115 amino acids)
Biological process (GO): single fertilization; acrosome assembly
Cellular component (GO): acrosomal membrane
Source: RefSeq, a predicted model, not a curated record
GCCCAGCCCCCAGCGGCCGGGGCAACCCCCACCCACUCCUUCCCCCACUCACAGGGGCCACGGUGACCACGCUGGGCUCCUACGAGUCCUCUGAGGGAUGCGAGAGGAAGAAAGGCCAGCGUUGGGGUUCCCUGGAACGGCGGGGGAUGCAAGCUAUGGAGGGGGAGGUGUUACUCCCAGCUCUCUAUGAGGAGGAGGAGGAGGAGGGGGAAGAAGAGGUAGAAGAGGAGGAAGAAUCUGUGCAGAAGGGUGGCAGCACGGGCUCCCUGUCCCUCGGCAAGCACCGGGGCCUGAGCCUCACCGAGACGGAGCUGGACGAGCUGAGGGCGCAGGUGCUGCAGCUGGUGGCAGAACUGGAGGAGACUCGGGAACUGGCAGGGCAGCAUGAGGAUGACUCCCUGGAGCUGCAAGGGCUCCUGGAGGAUGAGCGGCUGGCCAGCGCCCAGCAGGCCGAGCUGUUCACCAAGCAGAUCCAGCAGCUGCAAGGUGAGCUGCGGUCCCUCCGCGAGGAGAUCGCCCUGCUCGAGCGGGAGAAGGAUACUGAGCUGAAGGACAUCGAGCAGGAGCUGCGUUUGGCCCACACGGAGAUCCGCACUCUGCGGCAAGCGGCGGAGGACUCUGCCACGGAGCAUGAGAGCGACCUGGCCUCCCUGCAGGAGGACCUGCUGCGGAUGCAGGUGGAGCUGGACGACAUGGAGCGCAUGCGCGGGGAGUACGAGGUGGAGAUCGCGUCACUGCGCGCCGAAAUGGACAUGAAGGGCUCCUCCCCGGACACUUCCCAAAGCCUCACGGCCUCUGAGCUCUGCGACCUGCAAGAAGAAAUGGAGCAGCUGCGGGAGCGCUGCCGGUACCUGAACGAGGAGUACCAGGCCCUGAAGGAGAGCAACAGCAGCCUGACAGAACAGCUUGCCAACCUGGAAAGUGAGCGGACACGGCGGGCCACCGAGAGGUGGCUGGAGUCCCAGACGCUCAAGUCGAUGGCGUCGGUGGAGUCGCAGACGUUAGAAAUGGACUUCCUUGAGCCUGAUUCCGAGACCCAGCUUCUGCGACAGCGGCUGCUGGGCGCCGAGGAGCAGAUGGUGGGCAUGAAGAGCAAGUGCAAGGAGCUUUGCUGUGAGCUGCAGGAGAUGCAGCACCAGCGCCGGGCCAGCGAGGAGGAGCAUCGGCGGCUGCAGAAGGAGCUCAAGUGCGCGCAGACUGAGGUGCUGCGAUUCCAGACAUGCCACAGCAUCACCCAGAACGAGGAGCUGAAGACCAAGCUCUGUGCCCUGCAGGAGAGGUACGAUGCCAGCCAAGAAGAGCACCAGGAGCUCCUGAAGGUGCAGCUUCAACUGCAGACGGAGCUGCGGCAGCUCCGAGUUGCGAAACCCAUGGUCAUAGAAAGCCCAGCCGACAAGGAGUUGCUGUGCCGGCUCCAGAGGCUCCAGCACCAGUACCAGAGCCUCACGAAUGAGAAAGAGAGGCUGCUGGAAGUGCAGCGGCAGCUGCGGGACGACCUGGGGGCCCUCGAGGCCGAGCUGCAACGCCUCCGGGACAUGGAGGCCUCCUUCCAAGAGAGCAACGAGAAGAACAGAGAGAUGCGCGCCCAGCUCCAGGAAAUGAAGCAUCUGUACCAGACCAGCAAGAAGGAGCAGGGGCAGCAGAAGCACAUGUACGACCAGCUGGAGCAGGACUUCUUGAAGUGCCAGCGGGAGCUGCAGCAACUCAAGAGCACCCAGGGCCUUACGGAGGACAAGGGGAAAUGUCCCAUGAAGUGUGAGGAGCAGCUGUGCAAACUGAGGGCGGUGCAGGAGAAGUACAAGGCCAACCAGAAGGAGCUGGGGCAGCUGCAGGUGGAGCAGUGCGAGCUCCUGGAGGACCAGCGGCGGCUGCAGGAGGAGCAGGGCCAGCUGCAGGAAGAGCUGCACCAGCUCACCUUCCCCCUCCCCAAGUCGGGGCUUGUCCAGAAGAGUCAGGAGCUGCUUCAGAAGCUGCAGGACCUCUGUGAGCUGCAGCUGCUCUGCCAAGGCAUGCAGGGAGACCAGAAGACCCUGCUUCAGAAUCAAAGGGCCCUGCUGGAGGAACAAACGAAGCUGCACAAAGAGCUGGGGCUCCACAGGGAGCUGUGCUUCCAGGAGGUGUUGGAGAAGCCCAAGAACUGCAGGUGGUCCAAGUCCUCAAAGUACGAUCCCCACAAGUCCAAGGAGCUGAGUGAGAAGCUGCAGGGUCUGCAGGCACUGUACGAGGCUGGGGAGGCCCAGCAGGAGCUGCUGCAGCAGGAGCAGGGCCGCCUCCUGGAGGAGCGCCAGCGGCUGCAGGCCGACCUGCAGCUCUGCCUGGAAGAAAUGCACCUGCUUCAAAGCCAGUCCCCGGCCAUCAGGAUGAGCCUUGAGUCCUACAAAAAGAGCUACGAAAGCCUGCCUGCCCCUGAGAACCUCGUCGAGACUGCUGAGAGCUUUAACAAGAGUUACACGAGUGAGCAGGAGAGCAGCAAAGGGAGCUUCGCCAAGAGCUACCAGAGCAGCAGCCAUGGUAGCGAGCUCUCCAACAAGAAGAGCUACGCCAGCAGCAGCAGCAGCAGCAGCAGCAGCGCCACCUAUCAAAAGAGUUAUACCAGCAGCCUUGACCAUGACACUGCUGAGCCUGAAGAUCUAGAGCACUUUGAGGAGAUGGUUGCCCAAGUGUUGACCAAGCUGCAAGCGGUACAGGCCAUGUACCAGGUCAGCCAGGAGGACCACAGCCUGCUGCAGAAGGAGCUGAUGGCGCUGCUGCAGAAGCAGAAGGCGCUGAAGGAGGAGCUAGAUGCCCGCGAGAGGGAAUUUGUGGAGUGCAUGGAAGGCUCCGUGAAGCCCGCUGCCCCCCCAAACGACAAGAACGAGAUCAAAGAACUGCAGACCAAGCUGCGGGACCUGCAGCUGCAGUACCAAGCCAGCAUGGAUGAGCAGGGGCGGCUGUUGGCUGUGCAGGAGCAGCUGGAGGGGCAACUUCAGUGCUGCCAAGAAGAGCUUCGCCAGCUCAAGGAGAAGAAGCGCUCCUCCUCCUCGGACCUCCAAAGCAAGAACUGCAAUCAGAACACCAACAAGAGUGGCAGCGGGGAGAAGAGUAAGCCGCCGAGUCCGGAGCUGUGUGAGGACAGCCACAGCAGUCUGGAGGUGGUAUUAUACUACAAGGCCAGCCAGAAUGAAGUAGAAGAGCUACCACAAGAGCAGGAAAGGAACAAGGAAGAGGAGGAAGAGAAAAAGGAAAGGGCCUGGGAUAAACUCUGUGAGACAACAGAUGACGAAGCGGGAUCGAUAGAGGAUCCAGAGGAGAGGGAAGAGCUCACUGACCCGGAGAACAAAGAGGACAAUGCUUGCCCCGAAGCCUCGGGGGAAAACCCCCUCAGCAUGUCCGAGAACAGAAAGAACAUAUUUGGGAUGUGGAAGCCCGUGGUGUUCUUGGCCAUCGCGGCUGUGGCUCUGUACUUCUUACCCAGCAUGCGGCAGCAGGAGACGGAGUUCUGCCUCCUGGACUGAUGGCAGACCUGGGCCCGCCGAGGGGCAGAUCCCCAGCGCCCCUACCCGCCUCAGCUCCGUGCAGGACACUGUGCCUGAGUCCCAGCCCACCCGUCUGCCCCACUCGCCCCAGCUCCUUAGCCGUGGUCACCCCGGCUGGAAAGGCUCGUGGCAGGCUCCUGGUUCCCAUCUUCUUCCUGCCCCGCCUAGCAACCUCGUAAUUAAAUGUCAACCUAAUUACACAGA